AAUUCAAACUUCAAGCCUCUAUAAUGAAUAAAAAAGAAUAAAACGUAACAGUUUAAUUACAAAAUUUGUUAUUUAAAAAAAAAAAAAAGAGAGGGGAAAAAAAGAGGCUUGCGGAUCAGAUCAGAAAUGGAAGAGAAUACAAUGGUUAAUAUUCCAGAAGUUCUUCUUAACUCAAGCGAUAGGAGAAUGCCAUUACUGGGCAUGGGCACGACAACAUCUCCUCUAGUAGGAUCAGAUGAGAUUAAAACGGCAAUUCUUCAAGCAAUUGAGCUUGGUUAUAGACAUUUUGAUACAGCUACACUUUAUUUAACAGAGGAACCACUCGGUGAAGCCAUUGCUGAAGCAUUGUCCAGUGGCUUAAUUAAAUCUAGAGAUGAACUCUUCAUCACCUCUAAGCUAUGGUGUAGCGAUGCUCAUAACGAUCUUGUUGUUCCUGCUCUUCAAAAGAGUCUCCAUUCUCUUCAGUUAGAGUACAUUGAUCUUUACCUGAUUCAUUGGCCAGUGAGCUCAAGACCAGGGAUUUAUGAGUUCCCAAUAAAGAAAGAAGAUUUUUUACCUAUGGAUUUUAAAGGUGUAUGGACAGCAAUGGAGGAGUGUCAGAAACUUGGGCUUACCAAAUGCAUUGGGGUGAGCAAUUUCUCUUGUAAAAAGCUAUCAGACAUUCUUGAAAUUGCAGAGAUACCUCCAGCAGUUAAUCAAGUAGAAAUAAACCCACUAUGGCAACAAAAGAAGCAAAUGGAGUUCUCUAAGGCCAAUGGAAUUGUUUUGACAGCUUAUGCUCCUCUAGGAGGAACUCUUUGGGGUAUCAAUAGGGUUAUGGAGUGUGAAGUGCUUAAAGAGAUUGCGACUUCCAAAGGAAAGAGUGUUGCUCAGAUUUGUCUGAGGUGGGCAUAUGAACAAGGAGUUUGUGUGUUGGUGAAAAGUUUCAACAAAGAAAGGAUGAAAGAGAAUCUUGACAUAUUCAACUGGACAUUGAGUGAGGAAGAGACCAAGAAAAUCAGUGAGCUUCCACAGAGUAAAGGAACAAGUGGAGAAGAUUACAUCUCAGAUAAAGGCCCUUUCAAGACACUUGAGGAACUCUGGGAUGGAGAAAUCUAAUCUUUCUAGUAAAUUUUUAGCUUUGUUAUUCAUAUAUAAAGAUAAUGCUACUUUCCUUUCUGCAGUGCACAUUCUUAUUUCUAUCCAGAUCAUUAGUUAGAUUCCACAAAUUUCUCUAUAAAUGAAAGGUAUAAAUAUAGUAAAAUAUACUCUUUUUUUUUCUUUGGUUCAA
Messenger RNA from Jatropha curcas, 1270 nucleotides. RefSeq names its product non-functional NADPH-dependent codeinone reductase 2. The record is from RefSeq and is a predicted model, not a curated record. NCBI's taxonomy places the organism in Eukaryota, Viridiplantae, Streptophyta, Magnoliopsida, Malpighiales, Euphorbiaceae. Gene Ontology annotation, molecular function: oxidoreductase activity, acting on the CH-OH group of donors, NAD or NADP as acceptor.